AUGGCAGAGUAUGCACAGCCUGCCACGGGCUGUGCACAGCAGGAGUCAUACGCCGCCACUGCGUAUCAGCGGCUGUCGCAUCAUCAUCAUCCUCAUACAAUCACCUCCUGCGCAUUCAUAUUCUCUACCUUGAUGGCCUUAAUCGUGACCAGUAUCUUUGUCGUACUAUUCAUCUUGUUGAUCAUCUUCCGUCUCCAACUCCCCGAUUUCUCUGUCACUCACGCCACUAUCUCCUUUUCCAACUCCUCUGGGAACCAAUUGACGGCCAACUGGGAUGUGAACGUCACCAUCUUCAAUGGGAACAAGCACUUGGGAGUCAACUAUCAGUACGUCACGGCCGCCAUUGGCAAUAAGGACGACCCUUUGGCCAACACAUCCCUCCCUCCACUCUACCAGAGGAAGCAGAACACUACCACCAUCUCUUUCCACAUUGUCAUCCACUUCGGCAGCAAAUCGAUGAAAGUCUCCGAAUCGAAGGCAAGCCAGUUAAAAACUAAGUCCGCUCCAAGUGAUGGUAUGGCUUAUUUCGACAUGCAGUUGCAGUCGGCAAUGCAGUAA
Molecule: messenger RNA, 558 nt
Organism: Nymphaea colorata (pocket water lily)
Lineage: Eukaryota; Viridiplantae; Streptophyta; Magnoliopsida; Nymphaeales; Nymphaeaceae
Exons: 1
Coding region: 1-558 (185 amino acids)
Cellular component (GO): plasma membrane
Source: RefSeq, a predicted model, not a curated record